GUUUUAGAAAGAAAGCUUUCGUCAAUAAGUACUUACCUAAAUGUUAUAUACGGAUUUUGGGAAGUAGGUACUUGAUUAGGUACACGGGAGACUAUCUGGGGGCUUACCGCAAAAACCGAAAUUCGCAAAAUGCGGAGAUAUUUCUCUUUUAAUCUCACUAAGACGUAAUUAGAGUGACAGAGAAAAAUGCCCGCAAUCGACGAACUUCGAUUUUCGCGGUUCCCUGUACUUAGCCAUAGCCCUGGUACUUAGGUGCCAGUCAAUUCAUUUAUAAUAUUUAUAUGAUCACAACACAUCAUGUCUUUGUUUCACGAUCAGGGUUUCAAGAUAUCAGAACGUUCCUUCGCCUAUACAUGUAUAUCAUAUGUAAACUACACAUAAGGUACGAAAAAAAAUUCAAAUGAAAAAAACUGAUGCAAUUGAUAGGAAACAUGUUGUUAGUUAUAAGUUUUUUUUAAAUGAUAUUUUUUUCUGUAGGAGUGGUAAGGCAGCUUCUUCCUAGCUCAUCCAGUGGUAGCUUUUUACAUGGAUGGAUGUUUUUCAUACUAUCCCGCAUCAGCCCAUCACCUGCUGGAGUUGUUAAUUUUUUUUUGCUGUUUUUUUAUAUACUACGUCGGUGGUAAACAAGCUUACGGCCCGCCUGAUGGUAAGCAGUCUUCGUAGCCUACGUACGCCUGCAACUCCAGAGGAGUUACAUGCGCGUUAGCGACGCUAACAACCCUCCCUAUCCUCGUUGAGCUCUGGCAACCUUACUCACCGGCAGGAAUACAACACUAUGAUUAGUAGUGUUUUAUCCUUCCCUUUUAAAACAUUUAGCACUGCAGGAGGUUUGGUGCUCUUACUCUGCUCUUCGUCAAUUACCAAAUGCGAUUUUUUAAACGAAUGAAAUUGUAUGAUUUUUGACUUGGUCUAGAAUUAAAUAACGCAAAUUUUCGGUUACUCUAGCUAUCCUAACCUUCGUAUGAAGAACUGAAUUUCGUUGCACUUUUAGCCUUAUAUGUGCUAUACUAUGCGUACCUACUAUUUUUAGUUUGCUACCUAUCCGUCUUUGAUUUUCUUAUUAACGGGUCAGUGACUAAACAACAUAAAAGCUACUUAAAACCAAGUUAAUGGCCUUAUAGUUAUGGGCAACAGGUGAGUGGCACCGAACCUUUGAACAAGUCAACCAAUUCAUAAAACAUCUUAUCUCGACAUGAGCGAUACGCUAGUAUAAUUUGAUCCUCAAGAUUCAUAACAAAUAUUAGGCAAUCGGGGUCAAAGUUUCUGGCCAGCGCCUGUGACAGUCUUCGGUACAGUACCUAAAUGUUGUAAACAUUACUGUUGUACCUAUAAUCAAUCUACAGUACUUACUUACACGGUCACGGAAGCUCAGACAGUGAAAUCGGUAAUAAGACUUUACCUACAUUAAGAGAUGGUUAUAUAGUGAUUAGUCCCGUAGGUUCGUGUUCUUCUUUCACUCUGAGCGUAAGCGAGAUGGAUGUGCGUUGUGCGAGCGGGAUUGCGGAUAGGUAUUAUGUUUUUGAAUUUUAAUUCCAUGUAAGUUUUAACAAAAAAAGUUAUCAAUGAGCUCUCUCAAAAAUUAAGUUGCGCAUUUUAAAAAUUGAGCUUUCGUGCAUACAAUUUUUUAAAGUGCGUUUUAGACCUAUGUUCAUCAGGAUUUUCAAAAAAUCUGAAUUCGAGUCGAUGAAGUCCCUAGAGAAAUUCUCAAGAGUGCUAAUUAAAUUUAUGUCAACAGUAUGGUGAUCUAAAAAAGCAUAACCUACCGCACCUUAGCAAGCAGGUUAAACGCAUAGCUAGUUAGAUUUUUUUUUUUUGUGUAUGAAAGGAAAAUAAGAACAAGAAAUAUGAUUGGACAUUAAAUCUACCGGAAUCUAUCAUAUAACACCGGAUCCCAUAAUAUGCCUAGCUUGCUACUAUAUAUAGUACCCUUAGGUAUAGAGAUACUGCAGAACUGAAAACCUGCAAAUAAAUCGGCAAACUAACGAGGUCGGCGAAGCUAAAAGUUGUUUUGUUUUUAAUUUUCAUUCCGAAUAAAACUAGGUCUUCCGUAACUAAAAUGGUGGCUUCAAUUCAUUCACGUUUCCAAUUAACAAAGAAUUUAAUAUGUGCGCCCUUCCACUGUACAUUUUUCUGUUAGGGUAAACUCUUCAGUUAUUGGCACUUUGAGCCUAAUCUUGACAAUUAAUUUCCGUCUUUACAGCUUUGGUGAUACGAGUGAUCGUAUCAAUAAUUAGAGUGCCUACAAUAGAGCUGUUUACCCUACAUACUAGGUACUUAUUAUGUAAACAAGGUUGUAUAUGAAGGAUCGAUUAGAUGCGCGCGCUGCGCACUUCGCUUCAGUAAGUUCCCGUAACAGCGAGCCUCAAUCGCAAAUACAGUCAGCUGGGGUUGAAAUACAAGGAGCCAAGAUGCCGGGCGCCAGGCAUAAAAUAUUGGGGCACGUCCUGUCGGGGUUCUGCCACAAGAUGAACCGACGCAAACCUCUGUAUGGGGAUGCAAUGGAUACUCCGCUCAACCGAUGUCUUACCACCUUGGACAUCACUUUACUUGGCGUCGGCCACAUGGUAGGCGCCGGCAUCUACGUCCUAACGGGCGCAGUGGCGCGGCACAUGGCCGGUCCAGCCACGGCCCUCAGUUUCCUCCUGGCCGGCAUUACGUCUACCCUCGCGGCACUGUGUUAUGCAGAAUUCGGUACCAGGAUACCGAGAGCGGGGAGUGCUUAUGCGUAUACUUACGUUAGCAUUGGAGAAUUCUGGGCCUUCAUAAUCGGAUGGAACAUCGUCUUGGAGUAUAUGAUCGGUGCAGCGUCAGUCGCCAGGGCGUGGUCCGGUUAUUUAGACGCAAUGUUAAACGGAGCUAUAAGCAAUGCCACCAUAUCUGUCACCGGAGAAAUGCAUGAAACUCUUCUUAGUCGAUAUCCAGACGUUUUAGCAUUUUUAAUAUGCAUUUUAGCCUCGCUCAUUUUAGCGGUAGGCGUUAAAACCUCUGCUUACAUCAACAACGGCCUCACUAUUCUAAACCUUUUGGUUAUAACGCUAGUGAUAUCGCUUGGUUUUUACUACGCUGAUAUAUCCAACUGGUCGGCAGCGAAUGGAGGUUUUAUGCCUUUCGGAUUUAGUGGGGUAUUAGCAGGGGCUGCUACAUGUUUCUACGCCUUUGUUGGCUUUGACAGCAUUUCGGCGUCUAGCGAGGAAGCUAAAGAUCCUUCGCGGUCCAUUCCUAUAGCGACAGUCCUUUCCAUGGCUAUAGUAGCUUUUGGAUAUAUUCUUGUCGCACUAGCUUUGACUCUUAUGGUGCCAUAUACGAGUAUUAAUCCUGAAGCAGCUCUGCCGUCCGCUUUAGGUGCAGUGCAUGCCGAUUGGGCUAAAUAUGCAGUUUCUGUUGGAGCUGUUUGCGGAAUGACAACUACUCUUCUUGGCUCUCUGUUCUCCCUGCCCCGUUGUUUAUACGCUAUGUCUACUGAUGGUUUACUAUUCGGUUUCCUCAGCGACAUUAACAACAAGUCUCAGAUUCCUAUUGCAAACUUAAUUAUUUCUGGACUAUCAUCCGCUAUUAUAGCUCUAUUGUUUGAUUUGGAGAAGCUUGUAGAAUUCAUGUCCAUCGGUACAUUACUGGCGUACACCAUCGUGAGCGCUGCGGUUAUAAUAUUACGGUACCGGCCUGCCCCUACAGUUGACGAUAAGACUUUUGGAGUUCCGCCAAUAGAUUCUCCUGGGGACCGUGAAGAUAGUUCAGCAACCGGUACACCAGCGACCGAUGGCGGAUCGUCUUCUUCAGAGAUGUUCGAAGCUCUAACAGUGGGUCGUCUCCGCCCGCAAUACGCCUGGCUUGAGCCACUCGUCGGCGGCCGAGCGCCCGGCGCCGCCGUGUCUGGCUGUGUGUACACACUGACCGCAGCUGCCGCAGCGUUGUGCGCCCAUAACCACUUCGUAGCUGAGCAGGCGGGCUUGUGGGCGCUGCUUCCGGACCUGGUGCUCACUUCCAUUAUUAUUGCUUGCUUAUUCAUAAUCUGGGCGCACCAGCAGUCACCAGCGCGGCUUCCAUUCAGAGUACCGUGGGUACCGCUGCUGCCUGCCGCUUCAGUCAUGCUCAACGUGGAGCUCAUGGUCAACCUCAAUGCGCUCACAUGGGCGCGGUUCGCUAUAUGGAUCACUUUCGGUCUUUUACUCUACUUUCUCUACGGCAUCCACCACAGCAAGCUCGGCGAAGGCGUAGCGGGUCUCCUCUCCCAAUCUGCCAGCGCCGGUCGCGGUUGGGGCGCCAUUGAGAAAACUUCGCGGCGCAUUGGCCGCUUCGGCCGAGAAAAGAGCGACGACCGAAAACCGAUCAUAAGCGACGAUGAACUCGCCCGGCGGGAGCCGUGAUUCUAAAGUAAACUGUAUGUGUUUUGUCUUAAAGUUACAAUUGGAAAACGCACGUUGAAAUUGUGAAUAUUGAUUUUAUUUAGUAACAUAAGUGUUUGAGAAUAGCGUUUUUAGCACUGAGACGAACAAGGACGCUGAGUAAAAGAUAUGACAUGUAUUGAAAAUUACACAAUUAAUUUUUAAACGGCGAAAAAUAUCGAUUUGAAAUACGAUAAUGCCCAACGAGAAACAACAAUUGGAUAAUUAAUCUUAGUUCAAAGAUACCUUAAGGUGCGUUUUUAAAAUGUAACAACUAUUCGUAUAAUUAUUUACAGAUCUGUGUUCAGCUCUAUAACUGUCGCUUAGUUUCUUCGUUUCAAAAGUUACACAAAAGAAAUAAGGUCGCCUGUGGUUGUGUUAUUAUAUGCUUGGCUACCACAUAUGAUCAAGACAUAAUACAAUAUAUAAGAUAAAAUAAUUAUGUACGCGGCUUAAAUCGAAUAAUACGCCAAAAAAAGUUCUACUAUUCGGACAAUACAUAUAGGCACAACAUUACUUCGCAUUUAUGGAAAAUAUGUACCUAUUUGAUGUUUUAUCUAUUGGAUAAAACAGGACAGGGUAGGUACAGUCAGCAAAGUUAUCAGCUCAGCACCCCUUCAUAUAAAGAUGUAGGUAUGCAGGGGUGCUAAAGCUAAUGAAACUUUUAACUCAGUGUCAAUUAUUGUAGGUAGUAGUACCUAUCUACAUACGACGUUCAAUAAAAUGAACUUUAAUGAUGAAAUUGACAGUUAAAAUGUUAAUCAGUAUGACCAAAGAUUCCGCAAUUGUUUAAAAAUAGAUAUUUAUAAGAUACAAACAUGCCAAAGACUAUUAUUAUAGCACAAAGUGAAGUCAGACUUCGUUUAAAAUUUGUUAUUCUCAUUGAUUAUGCAAAUCUAUGUAACAUUUAUUUUAAAUAAUUAAAUUGCUUGCAAAUUUUUCAUUUUCAUCUAAAACGUAGGUACUCGUAUAAGUACUAACUGUUGUUUAAUUUGUUGUGAUAUCACUUUCUAUGAGUGUUGCCAAAAAAGUAGUGUUUGUUUAUAUGAAAAUGAACUACGAAACGCUUUGAUUUUUUUUUGUUUUAUAUAUAAUAUGAGUUAUUUAGAUAUUUACCUACCUACCUUAUAUAAAUAAAUUAAAUUUCAUUUGAUGAAUCUUCCAACCCACAUGAUGAUACACUUCACGAAAGAUUGAUGGAAAACUGAGUACUUUUAACAAACUGCUAUAAAUGUCAGGAUAUUGUAGGUAAUUGCUUUGUGUGUACUUUUAUGUGCUGGUAGUAUUCCAUAUGAACAUAUCGUGUAGUCAAAUACCACAUAUAUAUUUCUGAGUAAUAUGAGCCAAUUUGUGGCAGCUUUUUAAGUGCGAUCUCAGGAUACAUAAAUAGUAAUACAUCAUAGUAUGUUAUUUAGCUUUCAAUAAAUAUGUAUAUCCUUUAAUGAAGUUCCAAAUAGGAAUGAACCGCCGAACAAAACUAUAUUCUAAAUAGCUAAUUGAUAAAAAAUCGAAUACAUGUUAAUUUUACGAAUUAGUAUAUAAGUAUGUCCUUGUAGGUAAAUAUAUUUGCAGAUAUAUCUUUUAUUUAUAAAAUUAAGUAACUAGACUAUUACAUAGUGACACCAAAUGUGAUCUUUUUAAAUUUCCAAGUACUUACAGUACCGGCCAAAAAUAAUUAUAUCAGCUUUUGGUUUUUACGGCAAACCUUUUUAAGGGUUCCUAGUUGACUAUGGGACCCUAAAAAGGUUUGCUGUAAAAACCUAAAGCUGAUAUAAUUAUUUUUGGUCGGUCUUUAAGAUUUCUAACCAGAAUGUUAUUGUUUUGUGCAUAUAUGUUUAUAGAAUACCAAAAUGUUUAUGAACUGCAUAUAUCAUUGUUAAUACUCUAACAACAUAUUUUAAGAAGUGUUGAUGUGUACAUAAAGAAAUUAUAAAAAUAA
Messenger RNA from Cydia pomonella (codling moth), 6321 nucleotides. RefSeq names its product cationic amino acid transporter 4. Gene Ontology annotation, biological process: transmembrane transport; amino acid transport. Bases 2298 to 4364 code for a protein of 688 amino acids. Lineage: Eukaryota; Metazoa; Arthropoda; Insecta; Lepidoptera; Tortricidae. Gene Ontology annotation, molecular function: amino acid transmembrane transporter activity. The transcript has 7 exons. Gene Ontology annotation, cellular component: plasma membrane. The record is from RefSeq and is a predicted model, not a curated record.